Alternaria conjuncta is the source of this 540-nucleotide messenger RNA. RefSeq lists its product as uncharacterized. Bases 1 to 540 code for a protein of 179 amino acids. The record is from RefSeq and is a predicted model, not a curated record. Gene Ontology annotation, cellular component: eisosome; plasma membrane. Gene Ontology annotation, biological process: eisosome assembly; protein localization to plasma membrane. NCBI's taxonomy places the organism in Eukaryota, Fungi, Ascomycota, Dothideomycetes, Pleosporales, Pleosporaceae. The transcript has 2 exons.
AUGGCGAUCGCGAACCCACUUCUCAACUUCGUCGUUCGCGGCUUCCAGGCUCUUUUCGGUAUUGUCGUACUCGGAAUAUCGGUCUCACUCAUUCGCGGCCACCACUGGGGUGGUCUCCCCGCUAGUCUGGGCUUCUCAGCCUUUGUUGGUGGCGUCACGAUUCUAGGAGCAGCGCUUGGAGUCGCGGGACUGUUCUUCAGCUUCUUGGAUGGUAUGAUUGGAUUGAUAGUCGACGGCGUUGUUGCUGUCAUCAACGCGGCAGGUGGCAUCGUCAAGGUUCUCGCUCUCAAGAUCUCUGGUGUGGAUUGCGAUGGCGACACAACUAUAAAGAACGCGACCAAGCUCAUUCUCAACGACAUCUUCAAUGGCGGCUGCAGAGCCGAAGACGAGUGCUGGUACUAUUACGCGGAAAACGACCCCAACACCAUGAAAUCGAGGUGCAAGUCGACCCAAGCCGACUGCGUCUUCAUGUUCCUCACCGUCAUUGUCCUCGCCGUGACUGCCUUGCUGGCUUUCUUGCGCAUGAAGAAGGGCUACUAG